Molecule: messenger RNA, 3346 nt
Organism: Tachysurus fulvidraco (yellow catfish)
Lineage: Eukaryota; Metazoa; Chordata; Actinopteri; Siluriformes; Bagridae
Product: C2 calcium-dependent domain-containing protein 4C
Exons: 2
Coding region: 167-1426 (419 amino acids)
Source: RefSeq, a predicted model, not a curated record
CUUUUUGAAAGCGAAUUGGUGCUCGCGCUCGAAUAAAGGACGUUCAUCUUGACUGACGUGAGCCGAUAGUGUGCAGCGGUUCACCACAGGAGAGCUGUAAGAAGCUGUAAAAGCUCACAACAUAAAUCCAGCUGUACACUCUAGUUGGUAAGACCCGUGAAGAAUCAUGUGGGUUCUGGAGAAAAUCCGGAGCUCAGUGGAGAACAAUGCUCCCCGACCAGGGGAGACAGGAGACAAACAGGACAAAGCACCCAUCUACAGCAAUGUUCUCACACCUGAUAAGAUACCGGACUUCUUCAUCCCUCCCAAGCUGGUGACCGCUCCACCAGAGACUGAAACAUCAGAAGUAAAGCCCAAGGACAGUCUCCGGCCUUCCACCUCAGAGCAGACCAUUGCCAACAAAGUCAGCAGCCCUCGGAGUCCUCGCCUGGUUAGCAAACUAGCUGGAGACACCAAAAACCUGCUAAGGGCUGCCAACCGACACAUCAUUCAGAUCGAGAGUGCAGAUGAUGUUGUUGCAGGGGACACCAAUGCUGACCCUCAGUCCCAGACAGCUAUGUCUUUGUCAUAUAUUCCGAAGACUCAGACCUCAUAUGGAUUUGCUACACUAAUGGAGAGUCCCCACACUCGCCGGAAAGAGUCACUUUUUCACUGUGACCACACAAGCCCAGUCACGUCCCCCAACACCCAACGCAAGUCACCAGGCAAAACCAGCAUAGAAGUUAGCCAUCUUAACCCUUUGGAUUUCAAUACGUCCCACAUCAACCCAUAUCGCUAUUUUAGUGGGGGCGAGAGUGACACAUGCUCCUCAGCUGAAUCCUCCCCUUUCAGCUCACCCCUGCUGUCCCGCUCUGCCUCCUUGCUCAAGAUCUUCACUCAUGAAACCCAGGCCAAAGUUGUCAAAGCCAAGAGGACUUUUGCCAGACACAGUUCCCUGUCCACAGAUGAGUGCAGCUCUGCAGAGCCCAGCCCCAGCGUACCCAGGAGGCUCCACUCUCCUGCAGCUGGUGGACCUCUGGAUCAUCAGCAUGGGAAAGACAGACAGCAAAAAGAACACACAGUCAACCUCCACAAGGGAGGCAUGGUGCGUCUCUGUGUUGAUUAUGACCCAGGAGCUGCACGUUUGCGUGUACGCCUCAUUGCUGCUGAGGAUCUUUAUGACCAGACAAUUGAUAUAAAGAGCAUUAACUGCUGUGUGUCACUUUACCUCAACCCAGGAAAGCAGCAAAAGCAGAGAAGCACUAUAAUCAAGAACAGCCGCAAUCCCGUCUUCAAUGAGGACUUCUUUUUUGAUUCUGUGAGCUCAGCUCAGGUGAAAAGCCUGUCUCUGAAGAUCAAAGUGGUGAACAAGGGUACUAGCCUGAAACGGGACAGCCUAGUUGGAGAGAGAGAGGUUCCAUUGGGGAAGCUGCUGUCUGGUCUUUAAGCCUGCAAAGGCUUAAGAUGGCUUAGUGCUUUAAUCAUGUUGGCUUUAAUGUACAUUUAAAUAAACAGUUAAGCUUGUUACCAUAUAGUAUUAGCAGCUCAUUUAGCAGUGGCAUAUUUAUUCAUGACUAUAACUUACACUCUAGCUCAGCCUUUAUAGUAUGUAUAUGUACAAAUUUUCAUCUGGUUUGAAUAAAAGAUAUAUCUUUAAAUAUUGUGCAAAGAAACAAUACCAGUAAAAAGAUUCUGAAAAUACAUUUUAACAUUUGUAUUAAUCAUUUGCUCAUUUUAAAUACUUCAUAGAAUUUGAAAGUCUGUCCAAGGAACAGCUGUGAAUGAAUUGAGAUAUAUUAGAAAUGACUAUUUUAUUGAAAUGAAACAAUUUAGAUUGCAUUGGAAACCUUAAAACCUUAUCACUCUGAUUAAAACAUAUAUUGAUGUUUUAAAAUAUUACAUUUACGGUUUCAAUAUAAAUUCCACAAGGAUUUAGGUUUUGUUAACUGUUUAAGAAAUUGUAGGAGUUUAAAAAGAUUUGACUGGCAGUGAAAAUUUUGUUGUUUUAUACUUGUGUAAAUUGAUGCAGACAGAAAAUAUCCUCCUUGAUAGCAAAAUAAAAAAACGAAAAACUUUUCUCUUCUAUGGAGGCCAGGGCCUUUGAACAUUUAGCUCUAUCCCCCGAAUGAUUCUGUGUGCAAAUGUCAGCUUUGAUCCAGGAUGCAUCAAUUUGCAGGAUGAAUAAACACCAUGGAGGACAUUACAUCACCCUGUCUGACAGUGGUGUAUUGUUAUACGUUAACUCUUGUGAAUAGUUUUGUGAGACCCAAACGCCUUAAUGAUGAAGAUGAAGGUUUGCAACUCUUAAUCAAGUUUAUCAUUUCAUGUUAUGCUGAGUAUAAAUCUAUUCUGAAGAACUCUUCAUAUAUGUCACUAUAUGGAAAAUAUAAAAAUUGAAGAUUAUGUUUUUAAAUUCUUUCUGUAUUUUUUUUUCUUGGGCACUGAAUAAAUUCUGACGAAUAGAGAUUAGUGAAAUAUUAGUUAGAUUAGUGACAAUGGGGAACUAUGAAGUUGAAUCAUUUAAACAUUAUUUUGCUGUUUUCUUCUAUAUUUUCACAUAUUUGGCUGAAUUAAAUUCAAUAUUAAUAUUUCUAUUAUUCAAGAGACAUGAUAAAAGUAAAUGAUUGGAAAUGUUGCAAUAAUAGAAUUAACCAAACUCUGAGGAAAUAGGAGUUUAAGUAUUGAUGGAAAGAUGGACUGUGUGACUGUGUAAUGGUAAAAUAUUAAGAAAACUCAUGACCCUAGCUUUGACUCAUGAUUUGUUGUGACAGCCCUCUUUAAAAUCCCUCCAAAACACAGAGCAUGCUAACCAGCAGAAUCUGCAAAUUAUGUCCUGAAAUGCUGCUUAAUUCAACAAACUAAAACUUGAUCUGUGAUGAUAUAAAUUUCUUGUGAUCAAAAACUCUACUCCAGAUUCAUUGUGGUUUUUAAAAAAGUGCUGAUGUUUAUUUUUUUUUUGUUUAGUUUUUUUGUUUUGUUUUUUCCAAAAAUGUCUAUUUAGGUUUCAGAGUCGCUCUAAAACCCAUGUCUUCCUGUUCUAACAGGUUUUUUUUAAGUGCCAAUCCAAUAUACUUGAUGUGUAAAUUGUUUUAUUGUCAAAAGUUGUAAAUGCUGGAUUUCAGUUUUUGUGUAUUGUGACCAAUUUAUGUGUAUUGAUUCUGAUUUUGUGGCCAAACACGUGUAAAUUAAGAUGUGAACUGUAGAAUGAGAAAUUGUCUUUGCUUUAUAUGUGGCAUGCUGUCCACAGAUUUGCAUGAAUACUGCAACAUGCUGAUGUACUGUAUAUGCCGAUAAGCUAUUAAUGGAAAACUGCAGGUUGUGUUAAGAAUUGUAUACUCUGGUAAAAGUAACAUAAAAUAAAGCUAUA